CUCGGGGGGGGUCUCGGAGGGGUCGGUGCGAAGCCACCAGUCCCAGGCCCGCCCCGCUGAGUCACCGCCCGUCGGGGGGAACGGGGCGGGGCCGCUGGUACGGGGGCACCGCGCUGAGCCGAGUGGGCUGCGAGGUGCCGAGGGGUGCUGAGCAGAGCCGAGCCGAGCCGUGCCAGCGGAGCCGAGCGGUGCCGUGAGGAGCCGAACCGGGCUGUGGGGAGCCGGGCGGUGCCGAGCCGAGCCCGCCUCGAGCCCAGGCUCUGCUGUCACCUUGAAGGCCAAGCCAAAGCAGAAAGCUGCCCGGGAUGAAGGUCUUCCUUUUGCUCCUUCUCUCCCCCCUCCAAGGGGUGGGAGCCAGUGGCCACAAGGAAGAGGAUUUCCACUUCUGCGGGGACCGAAACCAGACCCAGAGCAGCUCCGUCAUUUACGAGCACGGCCCUGCCACCAUCUCCAUCGAGAACACGGCCCAGGCACUGACAAUAAGGAGGCCCUUUUUGCCAAACAGGAGAAACUCUUACUACAAGUACAGCUUGCCCCCUACCUUGGGCAGGUACCGCUUCUGUGUCUACUGGUUCCAGGCCAACAGGACCCUGCGGUUGGUGUAUGGGAAGCAGAGCAUCCUCCUGGGUGGGGACCCAUCCAGCAGCAUCACCAAGGGACAGGAGAGUCAGAAGACUGAGAGAACCAGCAUGGUCAUCUUCAAUGUGUCCUACAUCUCAAAGGAUGGGAAGAACACCUCCCUCGAUGCUAGCGCUGAAUACUUCUUCCCUGCCUCUCCAGAGAGCAUGCCUGUCUGGGAGCAAGAUGUGGAGGAGCAGCUCAGUGCCCUGGACAGCCUCAUUGCCCAGCCCCCGGCACCAGCCCCGGGAGCCACGGAGCAGCAGACGCUCCGGCGCAAACUCGGGGAGCUGGAGAGGACCCUGGCCAAGGUGGAGCUCGAAGGGCAGAACCAGACCUUCGGGAAGGCCACGGUGCAUGUGACUGUCCUGAGGGUCCAGCCCACUGAGGAUCCUCAGCACCUGGCCUUUGCUUCCCAGAGAGAGGAGGGUGGAGAGGUCCACGGGUUCACAGUGGACCUGCCAAGCAGCCUGUUCAUGAUGGUGAAGGACAGGGAGGAGGUGGCGGAGCACAGGGUGCUCCUCAUGGACAUCAACAACCAAACCAUGUUCCAGGAUGAAAACAGCAGCCACGUCCUGGGUGACAAGGUAGUCAGCAUCUCCCUGGUGGACACAGUGGUAGCCAACCUCUCUGACCCAGUGGUCCUCACUUUCUUCCAUGACCAGUUGCCGAGGAACAUGACCCCACUGUGUGUCUUCUGGCAGGAGGACAUCACUGGUGAUUCUGGGAGCUGGGACAGCUAUGGCUGUGCCACAGUGACAGGGAGCAGCCAGACCGAGUGCAGGUGCAACCACCUCACCUACUUUGCCGUGCUGAUGGUAUCCUCCCCAGAGAUCACCCAUGUGCACAGGCACUACCUGAGCAUCAUAACCUACAUCGGCUGCCUGAUCUCAGCUUUGGCCUCCAUUUGCACCAUCGUCUUCCUCUACUUCAGAAGCAAACAGCGAGACCAGAUCACGAGCAUGCACAUCCACAUGAACCUGCUGGGCGCCAUCUUCCUGCUGGAUAUGACCUUCCUCAUCUCCGAGCACUUGGCCUCCAGCGGCAGCGAGGCGAUCUGCAGAGCUGGGGGGCUCUUUCUGCACUUCUCCCUCCUGAGCUGCCUCACCUGGAUGGGCAUCGAGGGCUACAACCUCUACCGGCUCGUGAUCGAAGUGUUCAACGCCUACCAUGACCACUUCCUCCUCAAGCUCUGCCUGGUGGGCUGGGGAUUCCCCUUCCUCUGUGUGAUGCUGAUCUUCCUGGCCAACUGGACCAACUACGGCCCCUUCUCCGUCCCGGUCUAUGAGUCCAUUGGUGGCAAAUCCACCAACGCAACCAUCUGCUGGAUCACCAGCCCCCUGAUCCAUAACAUCGUGAACCUGGGUUUCUUCAGCCUGGUGUUCCUCUUCAACUCGGUCAUGCUGGGGGCCAUGGUCCGGGAGAUCCUCCGGCAGAACAAGAAAGGCCACAAGCUCAAGCAUGUCCUGGCCCUCUUGGGGCUGAGCAUCCUGCUGGGCAUUCCCUGGGCACUGAUCUUCUUCUCCUUCACCUCUGGCGUCUUCUGCCUUGUCUCCCUCUACAUCUUCACCAUCAUCAACUCCCUCCAAGGCUUCCUCAUCUUCCUCUGGUACUGGACUAUGGUGCUGCAGGCGAGGAAGUCCCCUGACUCGCAGUGCAGCUCUGACAGUGUCAAGCUGCAGCCCAACAGCAGCCACAUCGGCUGAGCCCCGCUGUGGCCGUGCCAUGCCGGGGCUCCCUGCGCCGAGGACGGCCACGGGAAGGACUGGCUCCAUCUGCUUUGCUACUGUACCCACCCCAUAGGGCUGUGAGGAGCCCAGGGACCUGCAGCGGGACCAGCCGCCCCUCUCCUCUGCCAGCCCCCUCCCCAGUUUUCCCACCCACCGCAUCCUGACUGGCUUGGCACCUUUGGGGCAGAAAGGAGGGAGGGAAUAUUUGCCUGGGCAGUGGGGGCUGCAAAAAGUGGA
Molecule: messenger RNA, 2585 nt
Organism: Empidonax traillii (willow flycatcher)
Lineage: Eukaryota; Metazoa; Chordata; Aves; Passeriformes; Tyrannidae
Product: adhesion G-protein coupled receptor G1-like
Exons: 14
Coding region: 306-2324 (672 amino acids)
Biological process (GO): adenylate cyclase-activating G protein-coupled receptor signaling pathway; cell surface receptor signaling pathway
Cellular component (GO): membrane
Molecular function (GO): heparin binding; G protein-coupled receptor activity
Source: RefSeq, a predicted model, not a curated record